This is a messenger RNA of Rhinopithecus roxellana (golden snub-nosed monkey), 3969 nucleotides long. It is a transcript of the gene TRABD, whose product is annotated as TraB domain containing. Bases 2204 to 3334 code for a protein of 376 amino acids. The record is from RefSeq and is a predicted model, not a curated record. The transcript is spliced from 10 exons. Lineage: Eukaryota; Metazoa; Chordata; Mammalia; Primates; Cercopithecidae.
UCCUGAGUAGCUGGGGCUGUGGGCGAGUAGUCUUCUCCCACCGUGCCUCACUGGUGCUGGGAAAAAACAGAAAUUAAUUUUCUCAGAGUUCUAGGGGCUGGACGUCCCAGGUCAAAGGUCACUGGUUGCCAUCCAGCCUCCUGGCUUGUAGACAGGCCCCCUCUUGCGGCGUUCUCACCUGGGGGAGCGAGAGCUGCAUGGUGUCUUUUCCAGGAGUACUAACCCAGUCACAGGGGCUUUGCACUUAUGACCUCAUCUGAACCUGAUCACCUCCCGGAGGCCCCACCUUCUAAUACCUUCAUAGUGGGAGUUAGGGCUCUAACCUGUGGGUUUUGGGGGACACAGUUCAGUCUGUAGCAGUGGGGCCUGAGCAGGCAGGUGGGAUGUGCCGUCUGAGACAUCUGUGGAGCCUGACGCUGCGGGACGUUGGAUGCAAACAGCCUGGGACUAGAUGUCAUGUCCUGGGACAGAUGCCCUGCGGGACAUUGGAUGCAAACAGCCUUCUCUGAUGCCAAAGGACUAUAGAUGCUGCUCUGAUUUUGUGUCUAGGGCUUUUCUUGAGCACAACAGAUGUCCUCCUGCGCUGUUGGGGACUCUCAGAGGCUUCGUCUGGACAGAAGAUCAUGGUUUCCAAAGCCAGAUACCCCUUUUUACCGAUGAGGAACAGCCCUUGGAGAACAAGUGUCUUCAGAGGCAGUGCCUAGGGUCUCCUGAAAUCAGGCUGCUGAGUCUUUUCUUGCCCGUGGGUCUCCACCCUGUUCUUUGCCUUUGGGACAGAUCAUGCUGUGGCAGAGAAGCUCAGAGGCUGAGGCCGACCGCUAAAGCAGCGUCUGAAUGUGGCUUGUGCUUGCAGCCAAGAGAGGGCCACCUGUGUGAGGCAGGUGGGAUUCUGACCCCGGAGGCAAGUUCCCGCCUUAACCGGAGGCUCGUUUGAAGCAUCCUGCCCAGGGCAGCGCUGGGGUCUGAGAUCCGAGGACCCUGUCUGCCGGCUACCCGUGCUCAGGAGGCAUCUCCCACAAAUUGUGUUCAGCACCCACCCCAGUCCUGGUCGGUGGACAUCUGUGCGGGGCAGUGAGGGUGAAGUGCAGCUGGUCUGAUAGAAGCGUCUGGCUUCCUUCCAGGCUGCACUGCCUCCCAGCGGGUUGGCCUCACGGGUAACAAGGCCAGAAGCUGCUGUGAGGCUCCCUGGGGCAGUGCCAGCACUGGGGAUUUGGGAAGGAGAGGUGUCUGUCCCCCCGCGGGGGCAGCUGGGGUCUGCUGGUCUCUGCUGAUGGGCCUGAGUGUAUCUGAAGAGGACAGGUAGGAAGGGGGUGGCUGCAGUGUGUGCUGGCUGGACCCCAGGUGACGGCUCUGCUGGGACCCAGAGGUUGGUUGUAGGGGUGGGAUCCAGGUGGGUGGUUCUUCAGACAUUGCCUCUAAAGACACUUCAGAGUCCAGGCCCAGCAUCUGUGGCUUUCGGGCCAGGGCCCUUUGCUCACCGCCAGGCAGCUGGGAGAGGCUCUGGGCCCAGCUGUAAAUGUCUGAGAGCAUGGCUGCCUGGAGCAGGCUAGAGGGAGGAGGGCUGGUGACCUGAAAUCACACCCUAGAGUUUCCAGGGGCCUCAGUGAGGAGGGAAAGAGAGUGCUGGAACUGUGAGGGUGACUGCCAGAUAUGUCCCCCAGAAUCACGGGCUUUAGGUGCUGGAGGGGCCUCAGUGACCUUCCGCCUGGCCCCCUGCAGGCAGCACGCCUCUGCUGAGAGGCUGCAGGGGCCAGGGCUGGGGGCUGGCACUGCCUCUGGUGGCACUGACAUCGUCCUGCUCAAGGCUUGGCUGCCGGCUAGGAAGGCUUCUCUGCCCGCCCCAACAGGAGACCUGUGCAUGCCCACCCUGUGGCACGACUGGGGUCAGGAUCAGCGCCUGCUGCUGCAACUGAGAUCCUGCCCUGUCCAUGGCCACAGGCGCACCCGGGGCCGGCCUCAGAGGCGGGUCUGGCCAGGCUGGGUGGAGGGUGGGGGCUGACCGCAGACCUGGGGCUGCCACACCCAUGGGGGAAGGGCUGUGGCAACGUGGGCGCCUCCCGUUGGCUGGGCCGAGGCAGCCUCCCACCGGCUGCACAAGAGUUUCUUUAAGGAGUUUCCCCCGUGCGUGCCAGCAGCCUUGCGCUGCUCUCAGAGUCCUGACUUCUGUGUGCUCCCCACCCGUGCAGGAAGCCACCGCCCAGCCAUGGACGGGGAGGAGCAGCAGCCACCGCAUGAGGCCAACGUGGAACCUGUUGUGUCAUCAGAGGCUUCAGAGCCGGUGCCCAGGGUGCUUUCUGGGGACCCCCAGAACCUGUCUGACGUGGACGCCUUCAAUCUGCUCCUGGAGAUGAAGCUAAAGCGGCGGCGUCAGCAGCCCAACCUACCGCGCACUGUGACCCAGCUGGUGGCUGAAGAUGGGAGCAGGGUGUAUGUGGUGGGGACAGCCCACUUCAGCGAUGACAGCAAGAGGGACGUCGUGAAGACCAUCCGGGAGGUGCAGCCUGACGUGGUGGUCGUGGAGCUCUGCCAGUACCGUGUGUCCAUGCUGAAGAUGGAUGAGAGCACGCUGCUGCGGGAGGCCCAGGAGCUCAGCCUGGAGAAGCUGCAGCAGGCCGUGAGGCAGAACGGGCUCAUGUCGGGGCUGAUGCAGAUGCUGCUGCUGAAGGUGUCUGCGCACAUCACGGAGCAGCUGGGCAUGGCCCCGGGCGGCGAGUUCAGGGAGGCCUUCAAGGAGGCCAGCAAGGUGCCUUUCUGCAAGUUCCACCUGGGUGACCGGCCCAUCCCUGUCACCUUCAAGAGGGCCAUCGCUGCGCUCUCCUUCUGGCAGAAGGUCAGGCUGGCUUGGGGCCUGUGCUUCCUGUCAGACCCCAUCAGCAAGGACGACGUGGAACGCUGCAAGCAGAAGGACCUACUGGAGCAGAUGAUGGCUGAGAUGAUCGGCGAGUUCCCGGACCUGCACCGCACCAUCGUCUCGGAGCGCGACGUCUACCUGACCUACAUGCUGCGCCAGGCCGCCCGGCGCCUUGAGCUGCCUCGGGCCUCUGACGCCGAGCCCAGGAAGUGUGUCCCCUCUGUGGUUGUGGGCGUCGUGGGCAUGGGCCACGUGCCUGGCAUUGAAAAGAACUGGAGCACCGACCUCAACAUCCAGGAGAUCAUGACCGUGCCCCCGCCAUCCAUCUCCGGCAGAGUGUCUCGGUUGGCUGUGAAGGCUGCCUUCUUCGGUCUGCUGGGCUACAGCGUGUACUGGAUGGGCCGCCGCACUGCCAGUCUGGUCCUGUCGCUGCCCGCCACGCAGUACUGCCUGCAGAGGGUGACCGAGGCCCGGCACAAGUAGGAGACUGCUCCCCGCCCGCUAGGGCCCCUGAGGAGCCAGUGCCCCCGUGGCACUUCCUGGGCACAUCCUAGCCCGCCGGAGGCCCCUGCCACCCCCCAUGGGGGUCUGGGCCCGGCCUCGCCUGCCCUCCUGGUCCAGUCACCCCUCCCCCAGCCCACCCAAAUAAAGGAUUAUUUAACUGUCUGAGCUCAGGCCUCCCGGCAGCCCCUCCCCUCCCAUACUGCAGGAGCCGUUCACCGGCCUCUGGACAAGACGCCCAGCUCCAAGGGGGCAGGGGCUUGGAGGAGGAGCCGAGGUGUGCGCUGCCCUCUGAGCCCUGGUGGCGGGCGGGGGACAAUGGCUACUGUCCCUACCUCACUGUGCCUUCCUGUGCUCCGGCCAUGGGAGCUUCGGCCCAGGGGCGGCUCCUGGGGGCUCCAGGGCAGGCGGGACUGGGACAAAGGCCCGGCCCUUGAGCUCCAGCCGACCCUGCCAUGCCCCCAGCAUCCUGGCCCCGGCCGCCACCUCCCCGGUGCCGUCUGCCUGCAGGGAUUCUGUGUUGUUGGCUUUUUUAAUGUCUCAAAAUCUUUUACUCAGGUAAUUUUAAUUUCAAAGAGAAAAACUGAAGUAAAUGUCAAAAAAACACCAGCCUUAAA